Centruroides sculpturatus (bark scorpion) is the source of this 1949-nucleotide messenger RNA. Its product is annotated as CREB/ATF bZIP transcription factor-like. Bases 444 to 938 code for a protein of 164 amino acids. Gene Ontology annotation, molecular function: RNA polymerase II transcription regulatory region sequence-specific DNA binding; DNA-binding transcription factor activity, RNA polymerase II-specific. The transcript has 3 exons. The record is from RefSeq and is a predicted model, not a curated record. Gene Ontology annotation, cellular component: nucleus. Lineage: Eukaryota; Metazoa; Arthropoda; Arachnida; Scorpiones; Buthidae.
AUAAAAAACAAAAGUUAAAUGCAGAUUGUAAUGAUGCUCAAAAUGUCAUUGAGGAAAAAACUGAGCAGAAAAAACAAACUAGUGGAAUAUGUUUACAUGUAGGGAAUAGAAAAGUAUCAUUAGAACUGUGUCAUUAUUGUAACGAAAAGGUUGAAAACAAUGUAUAAUUUGGUUUUCAAAUUAUUGUAAAUAUUAUAUUGUGGUAUAAUUGUAAUAAUUUGAAAAUAUAUACAUUAAUGGUAGCAAUAGUUGAAUACACAUAGUAGUUAAGAAUAUUUCUUUUUCAGAUGAAUCAAGCCGAACCAAUCUUUUGAGACUUGGCACCAACAGAUGCUUGGUGUUCCAGAUGGAAAUCUACAAAGCAGUUUGAAAGGCCAAAUGCUCACAAGUUUGAAAGGUCAAAUGCUAAAAGAAUUUUAAAAAUAGUUUCACCUCCCAAGUAUAUGUCUUUGAAUAAACCAGGUGUCGAUAUUAAAAAAAUGACUGGGGACGCGCGAAGCAAAAAGCGUACCGAGGAAUUUAAGGAUAAGGAAGAACGCAGGAAGUCGUCGAGUGGAUCGCAGAGUAGUGAUUCCGACGAUGGUAACGGUCAAUGCAUGUUGAAGAAUGCUAUAGCGGCUAGAGAAAAUAGAGAAAAAAAGAAAAAGUACUUGAAAGAUUUAGAAGAGUCGUACGUCAGUUUUGCUUCCGAAAACGGUAGCUUAAAGGCCGAGAAUGCCACGUUACGAGAAGAAAAUAAGAAUUUACAUAAAGAAGUCGAAUAUUUAAAAAAUGUUAUAGCAAAUUCGGAAGAACUUGGAAUUUUGAUAAAAGGAGUUCAGACUAUUCCGGGAUUAAAGUGGAAGUCUCCCAUUAAGAGAAAAGAAAGUGGAGAUUCGUCUAAUGACUUAACAGUACAUAAAAAACAAAAGUUAAAUGUAGAUUGUGAUGAUUCUUGAAAUGUCAUUGAGGAAAAAACCUUCGUAUUGGAGAGGAAGAACACCGGUUACAGGCAGUGAAGUGAGGUAAUUUGUGUCACUAUCUUGUGCACCAAUGAUAUACAUGAAAAUAUAAAGUCAAAGAAUAAAAAUAGUUAUAUUUUUUAUUAAAAUAUAGCCAUUUUAAUUGAUUAAAUAUUAUAUUCACGUAUAACAUUUUAUUGAGGUUUAUGUUGCCUUACUAAUUACAUUAGAGAGAUUUUUUGAAAUGAGAAUUUUGUAUUUGAUAUUUAUCAGUGAAGCUACCUAAAUGAAAUGAUUCUUUCAAAAACAAUAGAGUAUGGAGUAAAAUGAUUAACUUGAAAAUUUCAUUAUAGGUAUGUAGAUUUAUUUGUUUUGCAUUUAUUUUUAAUAAGACGUUGAAAAACAUUUGUAAUUACAAAUAACAAAUUUCUGAUUUCUUUUUUUACGAAUGAUUAUGAUCAAAAUUUUAAUGCACUAAUACAAUUAACAAAUGUUUCCUUGGGAAUUAUUUCGUUUAAAAUUGAAUAAAUAAGUGCAGAAUGCUAAUCUGUUCCUAUCAAUAUUCAUUUUAUUAAUAAAAUUGUAAGAAUUUAAGAAUUAGAAAUUUUGUUAUACUGUAUAUACGUGCAUAAUAUAAAUGCAAUUUCCCUGUAAAACAUCCUAAAUGAAAAUUUUGUACAAUGAACUAAAGAACAUAUUCUAAUACAAAUCCAGCAAAUUUAAGAUGAUAAUCAUAAGUAUUAGUAAAUACAUUCUGAAAAUGAGUUAGGCAAAUUAAAAUUUAAUUACUCAAUGAUAUAAUAAGUUUUUUUUAAACUUACGAACACUUUUUUAUCAAUAUCAAAGUAUCUAUUUUCCUUUUACAGUUUAAAUAUAAAUAGUAAGUAAAUUUAUUAACCAAAUAGCUGGUUGGAUUUAAGGAGAUUGAUUUCUAAUAUAAUUAAAUAAUUAAUUAAAUUUCAGUCUAAACCUGGUGUAAAUGAAUGAGCUGUAAUAAGCUUAUAUAAA